ACAUUUAUUAUGUAAUCGUUUAUUUGAUUUUAGCUCGUAACCACACUGACGACAUUCACUCUGGACGUUUACUAUCUAAAUCCCUCUUCGUAAAGCACGGCGGAAAUGUCGUAACGACAAACCGCGCGUACACACACCUAUACAUACUGUACCUACAUACAAACGCUUACACGUGUAAACAUAUACACACGCGUGUGUGUCUGUAUAUAAAUACAUAUGUAUGUAUAUAUACCCACAUACAUACUCAUAUACACAGUGUGCGUUUUAAUAAAAACAGUCUUGCUGCGUUUCAUGUAUCAGCGUAGACAUCAACGCUAUAAACAUCUAUAACGCAGGGUUAUUAGUUGACCUCGUGUUUGACUACGACUUGACGCAUGCGCAGUUGAUCUGAAGACUUUGGGAAAUUUGAAGCGUUUGCAUUGUCUUGACAGCGUUUCCACUGUUUCGUGUAGCGCUGACCAGAAUUCAUGGCUUCACAGUUGCUCAGAAAAGAGGAAACCCUGACCAUGAGGAGACGAUUGAUCGGGCAAUCGUGCAAACUUUUUUAUUCAGACGACCCUGUCAAAAUUGUAAGAGCAAGGGGGCAAUAUCUUUUUGAUGAGAACGACAAGCGCUACCUUGACUGCAUCAGCAAUGUUCAUCAUGUGGGUCAUUGCCACCCUAGUGUUACAAAGGCUGCAGCUGAACAAAUGGACCUUUUGAACACCAACACCAGAUUCCUGCACGACAAUUUGGUCCUAUAUGCUGACCGCCUGGCUGCCACCUUGCCCGAGAGACUGUCUGUCUUCUAUUUCGUCAAUUCUGGCUCUGAGGCCAAUGAUCUUGCACUACGCUUGGCCCAGCAGUACACGCAACACGAAGAUGUCAUCGUACUCGAUCAUGCAUACCACGGUCAUUUAGUGUCCCUCAUCGACAUCAGCCCUUACAAGUUCAGGAAACUGACAGGACAAAAGGAAUGGGUUCAUGUGGCACCCUUACCAGAUACCUACAGAGGCAUGUACAAAGAGGAUGAGCCGGAUCCAGGCCAAGCUUAUGCAAAUACAGUCAAGAACUUAAUAGAGGAGGUGCACAAGAAAGGCCGCAAGAUCUCUGCCUUUUUUGCUGAAUCAAUGCCAAGUGUGGGAGGGCAAAUCAUUCUGCCGCAAGGGUACUCGCCCAAAGUUGCAGAGUAUGUUCACUCAGCGGGAGGGGUGUUUGUGUCAGACGAGGUGCAGACCGGCUUUGGACGUGUUGGAAGUCAUUUUUGGGCCUUUCAGCUGCAAGGAGCGGAUUUUUGUCCGGACAUAGUAACCAUGGGUAAGCCGAUGGGCAAUGGGCAUCCCAUUGCAUGCGUGGCAACUACAGUAGAGAUAGCAAGCGCUUUCACCGCCAAUGGCGUGGAAUACUUCAAUACGGUAACUGUCAUUUCUUUAUAUAAAGUCAAUUUUUUUGCAUGCUUAUUCUGUGGCUUUUUUUUUUUUUUAAACAAAAGUAUGAUUUUCAAAUUCUUGCAGUUUGGAGGGAACCCGGUAUCUUGUGCAAUUGGUCUGGCCGUCCUUGAUGUGAUAGAGAAAGAGGAUCUGAGAGGAAACGCCAAAAGGGUCGGGGCACAUCUGAAAGAUUUGCUCACAAAGCUGAAAAGUCGACAUAAAAUUAUUGGAGAUGUUAGAGGUGCUGGACUUUUUAUCGGAGUUGAGCUGGUAGAAGACAGAGAACUGAGGACACCCGCCACCAAAGCAGCAGCACAGGUGGUGAAAAGGCUCAAAGUGGAAGAUCAAAUUUGCCUCAGUACAGAUGGCCCGUGGGAAAGUGUCUUGAAGUUUAAACCGCCCAUGUGCUUCAAUAUGGAUGACGCGGAGCUGGUGGUGCGGUGCAUUGAUCGCAUACUCACAGAUAUUGAAGCCAUACCCUCCCUCAAAGUGGCGAUUUCUUAAGACAUGGAAGCCAAUCUGAGACUGGAAAAGGAAGACAUCUAGGGAAUAUGGACCAGUUCUGAAGGACUGCAAUGAGCAGAUUCCAUCAAAUUGGAGUUAAUACCUACAGUUCUACAAUACAAUUAAGUUUUGAAAUGUGACAGCUUCUUUUCAAUAAACUGACUUCAAUUGAAGAGACAGCCGUCCUUGAUAAUACUUAAUGCAUUUGCCUAAAUCAACUUCCAAACGUGUUCAAAAUUAGCACUUACCAGACCACACUCACACUAAUGUUCAAGUUUCGCAGUUCCACAUCUAGUGGGUUGAAUAUUAACACUGCAGGUGGCGAAGCCCUCUCCCGCAGCUUGUCAAUGAGGCAUCCGUCGCGAUGUUCACAUUACUCCGGAUAUAUUGAGCAAGCCAUUUAACAGUACAAUACAUUUAACAUUAACUUUACAAAUAAUAACAAAUAGAUCCAUUUGUAAUAUAAACCAAAAGUUUAUUUCUACCAAUUUGCCCAAGACACUAGAGGAAUGAGUAUCCAGUGAGAGAGAGGGGGUACCCUCUUACAUUUAACAGGCUUGCGUUGAGUUGUAUUACACUAGUAAAGCCACUUAAAAUUGCAGACACGAUCGGGGGGGGGGGAAGAAUCUCCAUAAAAGUCCAAAACAAAAAAAAAACAAAAAAAAAAAAAAUAAAAAUAAAAAUAAACAAAAAUGCUGGUUGUUUAAAUCUACUAGACCAUCAGCAAACAUU
Syngnathoides biaculeatus (alligator pipefish) is the source of this 2645-nucleotide messenger RNA. It is a transcript of the gene phykpl, whose product is annotated as 5-phosphohydroxy-L-lysine phospho-lyase. Gene Ontology annotation, cellular component: mitochondrion. Bases 468 to 1913 code for a protein of 481 amino acids. Gene Ontology annotation, molecular function: pyridoxal phosphate binding; transaminase activity. The record is from RefSeq and is a predicted model, not a curated record. The transcript is spliced from 12 exons. Lineage: Eukaryota; Metazoa; Chordata; Actinopteri; Syngnathiformes; Syngnathidae.